CACCCUGCUUGUGUUCGACGCAACGGGUAAGGAGAGAAGGACGCACUACACAGCCAGUCCUGGGAACCUCCUGGUCAGGAACCAGAGUGACGGGCAGCGCUCUGACCCCAACGGCGCCUGGAGACACCCCCCUGGCAACUCGGGUAGGUGGCUCAGAGCAGCAGCUGACUCAGCUCGGAGCCCAGAGCCAGUGGGGGCUAGUGGGAGCCAGGACUCCUGGGUUCUCUCCCCGGCUCGGGGAGGGGAAGAGGGCGAGAGCAGUAAUGAUUUCCUCUCCCACGGUGUCUUUGUGUUGCAGGUGGAUUCGGGGCAACCCUCCUGAUUUCUCUGCUGACCCGUUAUCUCUUCUCCUAGGCUGGGCAGGACCCCGGGGCCGCCCCGAGCCGCCGUCUCCCGCUAACCGCCCCGCGCCCGCCGAGGCACCAAGCAGGGGCAGGGCGGGGCGUCCCGGGCCAUGGGGCCGGAGCCCCUGCGGGACGAGGAGGAGGAGGACGGGGGCCCCCCCCCGCCGCAGCCGCUUCGUGAGGAAGGACGGGCACUGCAACGUGGAGUUCGUCAACCCGGGGGAGAGGAGCCAGCGGUACCUGGGCGACCUGUUCACCACCUGCGUGGACGCCCGCUGGCGCUGGCUGGCCCUGCUCUUCUCCCUGGCCUUCGUGCUCUCCUGGCCUGCUGGCUGGCGGCCGCCCUGCACGGCGACCUGGGCCCCGCGCCCGCCCCGCUUCACCCAGGUCACCGGCCCGCUGGGCGCCUUCCUGCUCUCGCUGGAGACCCAGACCUCCACCGGCUACGGCUCGCGGGGCGUGACCGAGGCGUGCCCGGCGGCCGUGCUGGCCGUGGGGCUGCAGUGCGUGGCCGGCUGCCCGCUGGACGCCUCCCUGCUGGGGGCCGCCGCGGCCAAGGUGGCCAGGCCCAAGAAGCGCAACCGGACGCUGCUUUUCAGCCGCUGCCUCAUAUGGCGCGUGGCCAACCUGCGCCGCAGCCAGCUGGUGGGGGCCCACGUCCGCGCCCGGCUGCUGCAGACCCGCGUGACCCCCGAGGGCGAGUUCCUGCCCCUGGACCAGCGGGACGUGGACGUGGGCUUCGACAGCGGCACUGACCGCCUCUUCCUGGUCUCGCCCCUCACCGUGGUGCACCAGAUCGACGACACCAGCCCCUUCUACGGGCUGGGGCUGGCCCAGCUGGCCCGGGCCGACUUCGAGCUGGUGGCCAUCCUGGAAGGCAUGGUGGAGGCCACGGCCAUGACCACGCAGCGCCGCACCUCCUACCUGCCCGGCGAGCUGCGCUGGGGCCACUGCUUCGCCCCCGUCCUGGCCCGUUCCUGCCGCGGGCGCUACCGGGUCGACUUCCACCACUUCCACCGCACCUCCCCGGUGCCCGGCACCCCCCGCUGCAGCGCCUGGGAGCUGGGGCAGGAGAGCCCCGGCCCCGGCCCAGCCGGCGCCCCCCACGCCUCCUUCUGCUACGUCAACGAGCUGGCCCUGCGCGAGCAGCAGCUGGAGGAGGAGGAGGAGGACGGGGCCACGGGCGGCCACGGGGCCACGGAGACGUGAUGGGACGGCCCGUGCGGGGAAGGGGGCUCCUAGGGCGCC
Messenger RNA from Chelonia mydas (Green sea turtle), 1592 nucleotides. Its product is annotated as ATP-sensitive inward rectifier potassium channel 14-like. The record is from RefSeq and is a predicted model, not a curated record. NCBI's taxonomy places the organism in Eukaryota, Metazoa, Chordata, Testudines, Cheloniidae. Gene Ontology annotation, cellular component: plasma membrane. Gene Ontology annotation, molecular function: inward rectifier potassium channel activity. Gene Ontology annotation, biological process: regulation of monoatomic ion transmembrane transport; potassium ion import across plasma membrane.